This is a messenger RNA of Alternaria ethzedia, 636 nucleotides long. RefSeq lists its product as uncharacterized. The coding region runs from base 1 to 636 and encodes 211 amino acids. The transcript has a single exon. The record is from RefSeq and is a predicted model, not a curated record. NCBI's taxonomy places the organism in Eukaryota, Fungi, Ascomycota, Dothideomycetes, Pleosporales, Pleosporaceae.
AUGUUUGGUUCAAGUUCUCUAUCGCUAGGCGCAAAACUGCCCAGUUCUACCGCCGCCCCAGCAGUCCAAAAGCUGCCCACCGUAUCCCCACCCACCGGCCUCGUCUUCGCCUCUGUCGCCACCGACGCGACAGGAAAGCAGACGACCAAGAAGAUCCAAGACCCCGCCACCAUUCUAGACGGCAACAUCAAGGUAGUUCGUAUCUACCUCUCUCUCGAAGACCUCCCUCCCUCACCCCUCCACGACAUCCUCCUCAACUUCCAAAACCAAGGCGCCAACCCACUCCAAGAAAUUCAUCUCUGUAUCCGCUCGCUCCUCCGCCCAUGUCUCCAGGACAUCUACGAGGAUCGUGAACUAGAAGAAGCUAUGCUGUUCAUGGUCGAUCAGUGGUUUGCCUUUGGUACCGCGGUCAAGUUCUUCUUCCACCGUCCCGGUGUAGACACUAAUCGCGACCGUUUCCAGAACUUUGUCGAGAAGGACUUGGUUCGGGCGGUUCAGGGCUUGGCAGAGGGCGAUGUUGAGUUGUCGGAGAUACUGGGUGAGGAGAGUUGUGUGUUGGGGAUGGGGGCGGUGGCCGGUGGGGCGGUUCGUAAGCCUGUCGUGGCUGAGUAUGGUGUUUGCGAUGAGAUGAUCUGA